AUGAAGAUGGAGCUUGCCGGGGUUCACUGGGUGCUUGCAGCUGCAGGGUUUCUUCUGUGGACCAGUUGUGCGUCUGCUGCACCCAUGGAGUGCCACUUCAACUCCAGAGCGCUGUGUGUGUUCGAGGGGAGGCACUUCUCACUGGGGGAAACCUGGAUGGACAACGCCUGUAUGCAGUGCACCUGUCUGCACCCUGUUGGCGUUGGUUGCUGCGAGACGGUGCAUCGGCCGGUGGAUUUCCCCGCGUGGUGUGAGGUGCGGGUGGAGCCAGUGACCUGCAAAGUGUCCCUGGUCCAGACAGCCGACCCCCGCCUGCCCUGCUCCCCAGGCCAGGACCUCCAGGACCCGAGCCAUGGAUCGCUUCAGCUGCAGCAGCAGCAGCAACUGGACGGGUAGAAACCUGCUCAGACCAGCGCCUAUCUGUUCAACCUGUUGGCCUGUGAAACCAAUACUCACUAUAGUUUAAUAACCACUUUAUACACCAACAAUUAACAGCAUAUUUUGGAUUGUAUUAUCAACGUAGAGUGAAACUGUCUGUGAAAUAUAUUUAAGUUAACCUGCGGUGUUGUGCAGCAGAGGAUGUUAUAAACACUGAGCACCACAUGAUGAACCAUAUUAACAAAUUUAGGAAAUCAAGGCGUCACUCUUUAGAUGAAGCUUCACUUUGAGUAUAUGUUUGAGCUUAGUUAUUACAGUAAGCUGUCUGUCUGCUUCUUUAAUUAAUCCAAUAACAACUUAUUGUAAAUAUGAACAAAUACAUACGUACAUUAAUAUAUAUAACAAUUCCUGUUGAAUUUGACCUGUUCUCUGCUGUAACUCAUUUACCCUCCAA
Epinephelus fuscoguttatus (brown-marbled grouper) is the source of this 832-nucleotide messenger RNA. RefSeq names its product microseminoprotein, prostate associated 1 (gene msmp1). The transcript is spliced from 3 exons. Lineage: Eukaryota; Metazoa; Chordata; Actinopteri; Perciformes; Serranidae. Bases 1 to 396 code for a protein of 131 amino acids. The record is from RefSeq and is a predicted model, not a curated record.